Pieris napi is the source of this 851-nucleotide messenger RNA. RefSeq names its product glycine-rich cell wall structural protein-like. NCBI's taxonomy places the organism in Eukaryota, Metazoa, Arthropoda, Insecta, Lepidoptera, Pieridae. The coding region runs from base 40 to 738 and encodes 232 amino acids. The record is from RefSeq and is a predicted model, not a curated record. The transcript has 7 exons.
AAAGGCAGUAGCGAAGACUGUAUUCUCACAGUUCUAGAUAUGCCGAAGUUUGUAGUAGCUUGUGUUGCCUUCGGGUUCAUUGUUUGUGUGCACUCUGCACCAGGGGGCUACGGCGGUGGUAGUAAAGGCUAUGGAGGUGGUGGCGGCGGCGGAUUUGGAGGCGGCGGCGGUUUUGGCGGUGGUGGCGGUGGAGGCGGAGGCGGUGGCGGCGGAUUCGGAGGUGGAAUAGGAGGUGGUCAUGGUGCAGGUUUAGGUGGCGGUAAUGGUGGUGGCUUAGGAGGUGGUCACGGAGGAGGCCUUGGUGGAGGAAACGGCGGUGGCAUAGGAGGUGGUCAUGGAGGAGGUCUUGGUGGAGGAAAUGGCGGUGGCUUAGGAGGUGGUCACGGAGAUGGAUUAGGUGGCGGAAAUGGCGGCGGCCAUGGUGGUGGUCUUGGAGGCGGAAGCGGAGGUGGUCUUGGAGGUGGUCACGGUGGCGGUCUUGGGGGCGGAAGCGGAGGUGGUCUUGGAGGUGGUCACGGUGGCGGUCUUGGGGGUGGAAACGGCGGUGGUCACGGUGGCGGUCUUGGGGGCGGAAACGGAGGUGGAGUCGGAGGUGGAAUCGGUGGCGGCCAUGGAGGUGGUGGUGGGCUCGGAGGUGGCCUAGGUGGCGGACAUGGCGGAAACGGCGGACAUGGCGGUUACGGCGGACAUGGCGCUCACGCAAGCGCAAAAGCACACGCCGGUGGAUACGGGCGCUAGAACAACACGAAUAUGGCGGUUCCAAAGUGCAAUAAAACAAUUCAAAAUGUGAUAUAAUUAGAUAUAAUAUCGCCAUUACUGAAACGUAAUAUAAUAUAUUGAUUUAGAACAAA